UGAUUACAUUUUUUUGUAUGAAUAAAUAAAAUUGUUUUAAGUUUGAGUCAAUGGGAGCACGAUAGAGAGACAAGAAGCAGACGAGAAGUGGCAGAGAGGGUAAUUAAAGUUUGAUGGGGACAACAAAACAUUUACCUCUUGGUUUUAACCAAAUGCAUGUGGUUUUCGGUUUCUACAGACACUGAGGACAAAUUGGGAAUUGGGAUAAUUAAUUUUUACCAUAUAGUUUUGUUUUUUCGUAAACUUUUAAUUAACUAGUUUAUAUAAUUUGAUUAUUUUGAAAUGAGUCAAGUGACGUGAAUAUCUUUUAGAUCCAAUGCAUGUGAAUCAAUUGAGUACAUAUUGAAAUCAUAGAUACGAAAGAAAAAAGAUUAAUCAUAAUAAUUAAACCAUUUAGCCUUUAUUGUAUUUUUAUUUUAUUAUAAAGUAUUUAUACAGUUAUUAAAUAACAACACUCUCCAGUCUCCACUUCUAACACUUCAACCCUUGCCUCCCCCCUCCCACAAUCUCACCUGAAACUCUCUCUCUAGUUCUCUCACUCACUAUCAUGUUCGGAAUCACAGCAAGACUCGAUGACCAAAUCGGCACCACAACCACGCCAACCACCAUAUACGUGGACCCACCUCCACAAGACCAGCCGAGUCACAACUCGGACCACCGUUCAAUAGAAACACUCGUCAUCGUCUUAGCCGUCAUCACCAUAUUAUCAGUCUUAGCCGGCAUCUUCGCUAGACUCUGCGGCGGCCGCCAUUUAUCUGACGGAGGAGACCAUGACAUCGAAGGUUGGGUUGAGAGAAAGUGCCGUAGCUGCAUAGAUGCUGGAGUCCCCACCGCCGCCUCCCCUCCUCCUCCUACACCGCCACCGCCACCUCCAGCGACGGCAGCAACAGUGGAGGAGCCGAGUAAGCCAGCAGCCACCGAAGAACAAAACAAGAAGUGAAGUAGAAAAGGGUAAAACUACAUAAGCUUUCACCAUUGUGUAAUCGCAUUAAUAUGAAGACAUUUUUUUUUUUUAUAUGUACCUUAUUCUAUGAACAUUGAUUUCGCAAUUUCCUCGGAUGUUUUAUGAUAAUUAUUAGAAAAAACAAAAAGCAAAAGUUCUUGUCAACUUUUGCCUUUAAUUCCGUUUGAGAUUUGAGACCAACGGCAUUAACAAAAGAAAAAAAAAAGACAAGAAUGUAUAUAGUUUUACCCUCCUCAUAUUGAAUUAUAUAUGUAGCAACAAAAUCAGAGGAAAA
This is a messenger RNA of Brassica rapa (field mustard), 1238 nucleotides long. RefSeq lists its product as uncharacterized. Lineage: Eukaryota; Viridiplantae; Streptophyta; Magnoliopsida; Brassicales; Brassicaceae. The record is from RefSeq and is a predicted model, not a curated record.